Messenger RNA from Blepharisma stoltei, 1110 nucleotides. The record is from the annotation of a GenBank genome assembly. Lineage: Eukaryota; Ciliophora; Heterotrichea; Heterotrichida; Blepharismidae.
AUGAGUGCAUCUGCCAUCAUCCUAGGCUGUAUUACAGGGAUGGUUCCGCUAAUAGCCAUAACACUUGCAGGAGCAGCCUUAACAUAUCUCAAAAUUUUCAAUAAGGCUUCAAAUGACAUAAUAUCUAAAAGCUACCCAGAAUUCUUUUUUCCAUUGUAUUGCCUUUUUAACCUUGCAAAAUACGUAGAUAUCAACAAAAUGUCAGAACUUUGGCCACUUUUUGUGUCCCCUACAAUAACAAUUUCCAUUUCCGGGCUGAUUGGAUUUGUUUUCAUACCGAUUAUGAAGCCUCCUAAGAAUCUGACUUUCGUCACAGUUACAAUGAUAGCUCUACCUAACAUGGCAAAUAUUCCUUUACUAGUUGUGCAGGGUCUUUGCUCUUCAUAUGGAUACUUAGGAGAUGACGAUCAUUGCAAAGAUAUAAAUGGAUACAUAGCUAUAAUUGCUUUGACUUUCAACAUUUUUAUGUGAGUUGGCGGAUUGACACUUAUAAGAAUUGAUGCAAUUUCAAAGGAAAAUGAAAGAAAAGUUGGAGAUGCCGCCAAUGAGCAAGAAGAAAUCAAAGAAAAUGAAGCAAAAAGAGAGCCUAUGCCGUUAAAAGCAAUCUUAGUGAAAAGCUUUUUAUCGCCUAUUCCUGUUGCGAGCUUUAUAGGACUUAUCUUUGGAUUUAUCCCUGGGAUUAAAUGAUUAUUUUUUGAUGAUAAUGCUCCUUUAUUAUCAAUCUCUGACUCCGCAAUGACAAUUGCUUAUAAUGGAAUAGUCCUUUCACAAAUGAUAUUAGGGAGCAACAUUAUGCUCUGCAAGAAUCAGAUAAAAGAAAUUGAUAAAAAAUAUGCAAUAUGAGUUACACUAUUUAGAAACGUAAUAAUACCUGGCCUUAUUCUAUUAUACACUUAUUUUGUUUGGUGAUUAGGGAUUUUUGGAGAUAAUAAAGUAAUGGCUUAUGUGAAUUUUAUUGCUGCAAGCUGCCCAACUGCAAUUGCUGUCUUGAUUAUUUGCCAACUCUAUGAUGUUGGGAUAAAAGAGUGUACUUUGCUGAGUGCAGUUCAAUAUAUUACUGGGCUAUUUACUCUGACUCUUUUCAGCUAUAUUUUCUUUUUAAUAAUUUAA